This is a messenger RNA of Chenopodium quinoa (quinoa), 567 nucleotides long. RefSeq lists its product as uncharacterized. The transcript has a single exon. The record is from RefSeq and is a predicted model, not a curated record. NCBI's taxonomy places the organism in Eukaryota, Viridiplantae, Streptophyta, Magnoliopsida, Caryophyllales, Amaranthaceae. The coding region runs from base 1 to 567 and encodes 188 amino acids.
AUGAGUAUGAUAGGAGAGUUAAACUUCGUUCUCGGAUUGCAAAUCAAGCAAACUGAAGAAGGAAUCAUGAUCCAUCAACAAAAAUAUAUCAAGGAACUGAUCAAGAAAUACAAGAUGGAAAAUGCAAAAACCAAUAAGACUCCUAUGGGUAUUGGAACUAGAUUGGAUGAAGAUCCAACUAGAACUUGCAUAGACCAAACUAUGUAUAGAGGUAUGAUUGGCUCUUUACUUUAUUUGACAGCAAGUAGACCUGACAUAUCUUUUAGUGUAGGUCUAUGUGCCAGAUUUCAAGCAAAUCCAAAGGAAUCUCACCUCGUAGCAGUAAAGAGAAUUCUUCGUUACUUAAAAAGAACUGAUGACUUGAGUCUCUUCUAUCCUAGAAGUGACUCAUUUGAAAUAAAUAGCUUUACUGAUGCUGACUAUGUAGGUGACUUGGUUAACAGAAAAAGUACUUCAGGUAUGGUUCAGUUCUUAGGACCUUGUCUAGUUUCUUGGGGUUCCAAGAAGCAAAAUACUGUUGCAUUGUCCACAGUUGAAGCUGAGUAUGUGGCAGCAGCAGCAUGUUGA